This is a messenger RNA of Ectocarpus siliculosus, 930 nucleotides long. Lineage: Eukaryota; Phaeophyceae; Ectocarpales; Ectocarpaceae. The record is from the annotation of a GenBank genome assembly.
GAGACGCUUUUAUCGUCGCCUACUACCCAAUCAGCAUCCACCACACAACAGUGCUUAUGGCGUGGCGGGCCAGCCUCUCUCGCAAUGUUCGAGAGCUAAGGUUUUGCUGUUGCAAUAUCAGCCAAAGUGGUGCUCCGGUCCGAGAAUUCUUCCGAACCAACUACGCUGAGCUGAAGGCCUUGAACCCGGGUUUCCCUAUUUUGCUUCGGGAAGGGACGGGCGCUGAUCCUUAUCUCCUGGCUACUUACGACUACGGAGUGGAGCACCGUCUUUCAUUGAGCGGGCUUUCACAAGAGAACAUCGCCAAGGAGGUGGAGAAGGCUGUAGAGAAGGGGUCAUCCCUGCCGCUGUCACCGAUGCAGCCUUCUUUCAGAUCGGCAUCCGCUGGUGCGGUUAAGGCGUAGGACGUUGGCCGCCAGAGCUUGACUCUUUUAAGUGUCGAUGGCUAAACACGCAUCCACACACUGCCAUGUGUGAGGGGGCCUAGCGACCUCUGACGCGAUUUUUUUUUUGUUAUUGGAAUGCGGAAUGGCAACUUGCUACCGAUUUUGCGUAGUAGUAUCACAGUUGUGUGACAACCGCAAAUGGUUCGUGUCAGGCUUUUAGAUCGGGUGUCCAACUAGGCCUGGUUGUGUGAUUGCUUUGGCGCCAAUGUGGGACAGCAGUAGUAAGAACAACAACAACGAAUUUCCUCACCUCUUCCGUGUGUGCUUGUCUGUUUGGUGAACGUUGGUUAGCCACGUUAAAGCUCUUCACUCGCAAAGUUGACCGUUGUACAUUGGGUUUUCAUCAGUCAACAUCGGGUCGUGAAGAGGCUUGUUACGCAGGUGGCGUGUGGUAUCAAUCUGUUGGUUUGACGAGACGCCUGCACAAACACUAUACUCUUCCCCGUGACGUAUCUUUGUUACACCAGCCGCUGUCAUGUGGUAU